This is a messenger RNA of Sciurus carolinensis (gray squirrel), 7869 nucleotides long. RefSeq names its product WW domain containing E3 ubiquitin protein ligase 1 (gene Wwp1). The transcript has 25 exons. The coding region runs from base 336 to 3164 and encodes 942 amino acids. Gene Ontology annotation, molecular function: ubiquitin protein ligase activity; protein binding. The record is from RefSeq and is a predicted model, not a curated record. Gene Ontology annotation, biological process: ubiquitin-dependent protein catabolic process. NCBI's taxonomy places the organism in Eukaryota, Metazoa, Chordata, Mammalia, Rodentia, Sciuridae.
UGGCUGGGGUGGGGGUGGGGGGAGGGUCGGGUGUCCGCGAGCUCGGCGUGCGGGUUCCGAGUGGCUGCAGGCGGCCUGGGCUGCGGGGGCCGACGCCUGGGUGGCUGCCGCCGCCGCGCCUGCUGUGAGAUGGCGGUCUUGGGCGCCGAAGGGUGAGAGCACUCGCCGCUGGAGGAGGCGCUGCUGCCGUGGCCGCUCGGCCGACAGCUUCGCGCCGGGGUUGUCGUCUCACCAGACUAUGAGUUCCUUGAAAGAAGGAAUCACGUCUUAUUCAUCUUUGUAUCCCCAGUGUCCAGGACGGUUCCUGAUAUAUAGUUGAAGCUGAAUUUUGGGACAUGGCCACUGCUUCACCAAGGUCUGAUACUAGUAAUAACCAUAGUGGAAGGUUACAGUUACAGGUAACUGUUUCUAGUGCCAAACUAAAAAGAAAAAAGAACUGGUUUGGAACAGCAACAUAUACAGAUGUAGUUGUAGAUGGAGAGAUUAAAAAAACAGCCAAAUCCAGUAGUUCUUCUAAUCCAAAAUGGGAUGAACAGCUAACUGUAAAUGUGACCCCACAGAGUACUUUGGAAUUUCGGGUUUGGAGCCAUCACACCUUAAAAGCAGAUGCUUUAUUAGGAAGAGCAACAAUAGAUUUGAAACAAACUCUGUUAAAGCACAAUAGAAAAUUGGAAAAAGUGAAAGAACAAUUAAAACUUUCCUUGGAAAACAAGAAUGGCAUUGUGCAAACUGGUGAAUUGAUAGUUGUGCUUGAUGGUUUGGUGAUUGAGCAAGAGAAUCUAACAAACUGCAACUCAUCUCCGACUAUAGAACUACAGCAGAAUGGUGACGCCUUGCAUGAAAAUGGAGAGCCUUCUGCAAGGACAACUACCAGGUUGGCUGUUGAGAGUAGUAAUGGAAUAGAUAAUCAUGUACCUACAAACACUGUUGUCCAAAACUCAUGCUGUUCGUAUGUAGUUAAUGGAGACAACACACCUUCAUCUCCAUCUCAGGUUGCUGCCAGACCCAAAAAUACACCAGCCCCCAAAGCACUCAUAUCUGAGCCUACUAAUGACACUGUUAAUCAAGAAUCAUCCUCACCUGCACCAACUGAUAAUGCUUCUGCCAUGGGUACUCAAUUAACAUCUGAAGAAACCACCUUGACUUCAAAUUACACUAGCACUUCCAUUGAAGAUCCUCCCGAUCAAGAGAUACAAGAGAGUAUGGUUUCCUCAGAGCACAGUGAAUGUAUUCCUUCUGUCAGUACAGAAUUGGGAUCUGAAGCUAGGAGCAUUUUAGACCCUGACUCCUCUAAUUCUGGAAAUAGUUCUGCUUUUGACAAAUUAAGGCAGCCAGAUGGGUGUGUGGAAUCUGUACGGCAGCAGUCUGGAAGUGCCAACACAGAAUCUUUGCCAUCAGGAUGGGAGCAGAGAAAAGAUCCUCAUGGUAGAACCUAUUAUGUGGAUCAUAACACACGGACUACUACCUGGGAGAGACCACAACCUUUACCUCCAGGUUGGGAAAGAAGAGUUGAUGAUCGUGGAAGAGUUUAUUAUGUGGAUCAUAACACCAGAACAACAACAUGGCAGCGGCCCACCAUGGAAUCUGUUCGAAAUUUUGAACAGUGGCAAUCUCAGCGGAACCAAUUGCAGGGAGCUAUGCAACAGUUUAAUCAACGAUACCUCUAUUCGGCUUCAAUGUUAGCUGCAGAAAAUGACCCAUAUGGACCUUUGCCACCAGGCUGGGAAAAAAGAGUGGAUUCAACAGACAGGGUUUACUUUGUGAAUCAUAAUACAAAAACAACCCAAUGGGAAGACCCAAGAACUCAAGGCUUACAGAAUGAAGAACCUCUGCCAGAAGGCUGGGAAAUUAGGUAUACUAGGGAAGGUGUUAGGUACUUUGUUGAUCAUAACACAAGAACAACAACAUUCAAAGAUCCUCGAAAUGGGAAAUCAUCUGUAACAAAAGGUGGUCCACAAAUUGCUUAUGAACGCAGCUUUAGGUGGAAACUUGCUCACUUCCGUUAUUUGUGCCAGUCUAAUGCACUACCCAGUCAUGUAAAGAUCAAUGUGUCCCGGCAGACAUUAUUUGAAGAUUCCUUCCAACAGAUUAUGGCAUUAAAACCCUAUGACUUGAGGAGGCGAUUAUAUGUAAUAUUCAGAGGAGAAGAAGGACUUGAUUAUGGUGGCUUAGCAAGAGAAUGGUUUUUCUUGCUCUCACAUGAAGUUUUGAACCCAAUGUACUGCUUAUUUGAGUAUGCAGGCAAAAACAACUAUUGUCUGCAGAUAAAUCCAGCAUCAACUAUUAAUCCAGACCAUCUUUCAUAUUUCUGUUUCAUUGGUCGCUUUAUUGCAAUGGCACUAUUUCACGGAAAGUUUAUCGAUACUGGUUUUUCUUUACCAUUCUACAAACGUAUGCUGAGUAAAAAACUUACUAUUAAGGAUUUGGAAUCUAUUGAUACUGAAUUUUAUAACUCCCUUAUCUGGAUAAGAGACAACAACAUUGAAGAAUGUGGCUUAGAAAUGUACUUUUCUGUUGACAUGGAGAUUUUGGGAAAAGUUACUUCACAUGACCUAAAGAUAGGAGGUUCCAAUAUCCUGGUGACUGAGGAGAACAAAGAUGAAUAUAUUGGUUUAAUGACAGAGUGGCGUUUUUCUCGAGGAGUACAAGAACAAACCAAAGCUUUCCUUGAUGGUUUUAAUGAAGUUGUUCCCCUUCAGUGGCUACAGUACUUCGAUGAAAAAGAACUGGAGGUUAUGUUGUGUGGCAUGCAGGAAGUUGACUUGGCAGAUUGGCAGAGAAAUACUGUUUAUCGACAUUAUACACGAAACAGCAAGCAGAUAAUUUGGUUUUGGCAGUUUGUGAAAGAGACAGACAAUGAAGUAAGAAUGCGACUGUUGCAGUUUGUCACUGGAACCUGCCGUUUACCUCUAGGAGGAUUUGCUGAGCUCAUGGGAAGUAAUGGGCCUCAAAAAUUUUGUAUUGAAAAAGUUGGCAAAGAUACCUGGUUACCAAGAAGCCAUACAUGUUUUAAUCGCUUGGAUCCAUCAAGCCAAAAUUUUAUUGUUCUAUAUAUUAGUUGUAUUCUGUAUUUUUAUUCAGGAAUUCAUCGUAGAGAUGAAACAAUGGCAGUGAUUCACUUAGUUGAAGACUCAUUUCCAAAUCCUAAUCACAAAACAUGCUAGUUAUUUUCAAAUCUAAAGAAUCACAAAAAGAUCUUAAUAUAUAUGAUAAGCUAUGAAAUAGAGGGUGACCAGUCCUCAAAGGGACUAUUAUUAAAUCAUUCCAGAUAGACACACAAAUGGUACCACUGCCACAUGAACUGGCUAAGUAGUUAUUAUCAUUUAACAGUGAUAUUUAAGAAUAUAAUUUAGAUUUGACUGAAGAAGGUGGCAGUCAGCUAGCUUCAGAAUGACACUCCCCUGUAGUAAAAAUUUAUCAUACAACAGGUAAGGCUACAGAGACCAAACCAGCUUACUGGGUAAGACUACUCUGGAGACCUCAGAAGGACCUUUAGGGCCUGAUCUACAAACAAAGCUGUCUUGAUCUGUCUACUUGGUGGCAGUCAUAAAAAACAAACAAACAACAAAAAAAACUAAAAAAGGAACAACAACAACAAAACCCCACAGAAAUGUGGCCCACAUCUCUCACCUCAUCUAUUCUGAGCUGGACCAACCACAAGGAAAUAAGUAUAAAGCUCCUUGUGCCGGAACACAACUCAUGAGGCAAUGGGAGACAAGAGGGAGGCUUAGAGACCAUCUCACAUUGCUACUUCCCUCCACCACUAAUAAACUGAGCCCAGAAAUGGGUCACAGAUCCAGCACAAUCUCAACAAUUAAGUCAGCUGUCUCCAAAAAAGAAGCUACCAGUGUUUUGUGCUUUUUCUGUACUUCCUAAGCAGCUCAAAGUCAAAUGUCAACCUUUUCCCCUAUUGACUUAAAUUAUUCACCUAACUCUUCUUACCCUGAAAUUAGUUAGGAUGGUGAUAUGUCAACAAUAUUGCCAGGUAAGUUUACCUCUGCUAAAAAUGACUUCAACUGUUAAGUUGCAUCCUGAAAGAAAUAACUGUAGAUAUGGAAUAGGAAGCUCUACCUAAUGUGCUUCCCUGCAUGUGAAACGUUUGCCAAGGUCAUGUCCCUUUUGAGGAUCUUGAGCUAUCAUUUGAAGAGAGAUGGUUCUUGGAAAGUUCUGUGGGUGUUCUACUCAGAUUAUUAGAUCAUCAUCUGAAAUGAGGCCCAACACUGGCCUACUGGCCAGUUGUGGUUUCUGCCUUAAUGUUGAAUAAAAUGAUGCCAAAUUCAGCCUUAAUAUGACUGAAUCUCAGAUGAUCUGGUAGAUAUUACAGAAGUAAAGCAAAUCUAUUGAAGUAUGUGGAUGAGAAAAUAAAAGUUCCAGAACACUUUCAUCUGUUGAACUUAAAAACCAAGCUUGAGGCCAACUGAGGAAAAUAGUCUUAAGUUCAAAAGUAACAUGUGCUAAAUUCUAAAAUCUCUCUCCCCAGUCUCCAUCAAGGAGAAUACAGUCAGAUGAUGAUAGUUUUUAAAAGUACUUAAUACUCAUUAUGAAUAUUUUAUAAAAAGUAGUUUCUUAAUUCUCACAAGUACAUAAGAUUGGUGUUUUUGUUUUAAGAUGCUUAAUUUAUAGGUAACAUUAGUGAAUCUGAGAAGUCAUUCUACAACAUUCAUAGCUAGUCCCUAGUCCAAAAUUAGAAACUCAGUUGGGAAAAUUUCGUGGUCAAGAAGUGAGAGCUCUCAGGUUCUUACAGUACCAUGACCACAUUUUUCUGAAUUCAAAUUUCUUCUCAUGACCUCAAAAGGAAGGAAGGGAAAAAAACCAUAAGGAGAGGUUAUCACUCAUCACCAAUGUAUUUAACAUGUUUGAAAGACAAAAUACUAUACAUUCUGUAGACAAGUAUGUGGAGAAAUAAGCCUCUCAAACUAGCAGAGUCAUCUUUGGAAUGCAUACAAAACAGUCAAGUGGAGAAUGCACAGGAAGAAUGUAAUGGACUCCAAGGGUUUAUUCUCAGAAGUAGAGUGUCUCACACCACCCUGAGUGAGAAAACAAAGAACCAGUGGGAAUCCUGCGGUCAAAAGGAAGAGACUUUGAAAAUACCCAGAAUCAGAAAUGUGGAAAGGCAUCACAUCUUAAGAGAAGGAAGAUUCCCUAGUAAUGGAAAAAAGGAAGAUAAAAGCUCCUUAAAGGACCUGGCAACCACACUCCAGAGAGAAAAUAUUGACAUAAAAACUUAAUCAUGUUCAUAGCUUUAUUUUUAAUAGCUAAAAACUGAAAAAACCUAAGUGUCCUUCAAUGAAUGGUUAAAUGAACUAAAACAUGAAAUAUGUGUCAGCACUGAAAAGAAACUAUAGGUAGAACUGGGAUGGAUCUCAGGGGAAUUACACUGAGUGAUAAAGGACAAUCUCAAAAGGUCCCAUACUGUGAUUCCAUUUGUAUGACAUUUUUGAACUAUACAUAAAAGUGAACAUUGAAAUGUAAAAUCCAGAUAAGGUCUGUCAGUUUCUUAGUUUGGUGGUAUAGACAUUUAAGAUGUUACCACAGGUGCAAACUAGAAGGGUACAUAGGAUUCCUUUGUACUAUUAUGAAUCUAUUAAUUCUUUCAAAGUAAAAAUCUUUAUUAAAAUGCUCUUUCAAGUAUUAGAAUACAUACACUCCCAUCCAUAAAAGGCUUUAUUAAAGAUACAGAUGCCUCAUUUCACAAAAACAACUUACUGCAGGCGUGUGCGUGUGUGUGUGUGUGUGUGUCUGUGUGCUGGGGUACUGACCCAGGGCCUUGUGCAUGCUAAAUAAUGCUCUAUCACUAGCUUCACUUUCAGCCAAGUUAUACUAAACCAAACCCCUAAAUUCCUAGUAUUGAUUGCUAUUAAUAAAUACAUAUAUAUAUAUAUAUAUAUAUACAUACACACACACACACACACACACAACCUAGAAAAAUAGAUCCAAAGUCACUAAUGAGAAAAUUGAAAAAUGGGGAAAAAAGGGGAAAAAAAAAAAAGGGUCAUGGGGGUGUAGCCCUGGUAGAGUACCUACUUAGCAAGUAUGAGGACCUGGAUUAGAUUCCCAGCUCUGGGGAAAUAAAAAAGGAACAUGGGGGUGGGGGAGAAAAAUUCUAUAACAAUAUGCUAACAUGAAUUAAGUUGCAGAUAUGGAAAAAAUCCAAAUUUAAAGACUCAGAACUGGACAAACAUGAAGAUGUGAAAUGGCUGCUGAAAAUUGGGAAAAACUGAAAAAAAAUAUAAGAGCAUCUCAACAAUGAAGAAAACUAUAAAGUAGCUAAAGAAAUCAAAAUAUAAGGGAUAUGGAAGACAAAUGAAAAGAGCUUAGAAAAUAAAAAAUUAAAAAUUGAAAUGAUAAAUAUAAACAUCGGGUAAUGACUGAAAAAAUAUAUAUACUUAAGUAGACUCCCUGAAGACAGGCUUAACAGUGAUUCUCAAAGUGGGGUCAAUUAGGCCAAUCUAUUUGAGCCAAUAUUGGCAAGAAAUGCACUGGCUUCUCCAAAAAGUCAAUAUUGUGAGAAGAAAAAGGUAGGGGAAAUGUUCUAGAAUAAAAGCAAUUAAUCAAAUGCAAUGUAUGGCCUCUGGUACUGGUUUUAAAAAGUACAAAACAUUUUUCAGAAGCAUUUUUAAAGGACAGGACAUUUGAGAAAAUAUGAAUAUGGCUAUUACACAGGUUGGCACCAAGAUACACCACUUAACUACCUUAAACCAAGAACCCUCAACAUCCUCAUCACUUGACUUGCUGCACCUUCUCUGCAAGAUCUCAACUUUGAAUCAAAUACAACUUGAAAAUCCACUCCUUCAAAUGCUACCUCUUUCACAAAACUCUUCUUGAUACCCUCUCAUCCUGGUGUUUAGAAAUCCCAUAUACCACUUUACAUUGUUGAUGUCCUAAGAUACAAAAUAAUCUGUGGGCCAUGGAAAUUUAUUGCUACCACUUUUAGGACAAUAGGGAAAUUACUACUUUUACCUUGCUAUUUGUGAAGAAACCUAGAAUUUUCUAUAUUUAUUCUGUUAAAUGGUCACGACAUUAAAAGAACUGAGAAAAAGCCAUAAAAGUUAUGAUUAACAUAUUAUCUUUGAAAAGGCAAAGUUUAUUAUUUCAUGUAUUUUCUUCUCUGAAAAGUCUCAUUUCUUUUCACAAACCUGUAAGCAACUGAGCAGCUUCUGUCUGUAUCUAGAAUGGAAAAACACAUUAUAAAUAAACAGUACAGCUUAAAAAUUAACUCUGAAAUUUAAGUUUAUAAAGUAGACUUGUUUCCAAAAACUGAGAUAGAUGAUUUUAAGAAUAAAAUUCCUUGACAGGAAUGACUGGAUAAAACUCAACAAAAUUCUUUCACUUUAGCAUAUAUUCCUAGACUUUUGUGUUGUAAUUGUAUUUGAUCUGUAUGUCAAAGACCGUAAUUCUUUAUUGUAGCAAGCAACUCCUAACAUUUACUUGGUGAUAGUACCUAAAUAGUUCCUAUUUAGAAAUGAACAUAUUGUAAAUAAAUUCACAUUUGAAAUGAACACUAUUAUGUUUUCAAACAAUGUUUGCAUUUAGACAGUUAACCUUUAAAGUUCUUAAUUCACCCUUAUUUAACAGUGCCUCAAUGAAAACCUAUGGACCUUACUACAAUUUUAGAGAUGUUUUACCUGUUUAUCUUCUUCUGUGUGUGCUGGAUAGUCCCUGGCUUUCAUCAGCCAGAAAGCAGCAAGCUUUUUGUUCUUUAACUUCAAGUAUGUCUUUCCUAAAAGAAGCAAGUUUUUGCUGUAGAAGUUCGGAUCCACUGUUAUGUAAGAUGGAAAAAUAAACUUAGGUCAAAAGAAGAAUGUUGCUUUCAUUUUAAAAUGUUUAAUUUUUUGGUCUGAUUAAUAAAAUUGUAUGGUCAAUAAGUGA